This is a messenger RNA of Danio rerio (zebrafish), 1210 nucleotides long. The record is from RefSeq and is a predicted model, not a curated record. NCBI's taxonomy places the organism in Eukaryota, Metazoa, Chordata, Actinopteri, Cypriniformes, Danionidae.
CAUUGCCAUUGUGAGUUCUUUCCUCAUGUGGUUAAUAAUCCACACAGACUUAUCACAGUAUAUAAGGCUUGAGAUAUAGACAUAGGCCUAUAGUCACAGUCAAGACUAGACUUGGUCAAACUGUUAAUAUCUGCUACAGUAUGUAAUUGACUACUCAUAAUUCUUACUGCAUAUUAUGUAGAAGAGCAAAAGACAUCUAAAUGCAUCAUAUCUGUUGAUAAUAUCAUGUCUUCGGCAGUCGACGUCUACAAUGUGUCAUCUGAUCUGUCUCUUCAGGGCUUCGAUUUGUCUCCUGAGAAAGCCAUUAUUGCAUUUUUCUUUGCCAUUGUGAAUUAUAUAAUCAUACUGUUGUGCAACUCCUUUCUUCUGUUCACCAUCAUAACCAAUAAGGCUCUUCAUGAACCCAUGCACAUUCUUCUGUUAAAUUUGCCCAUUAAUGACCUCAUAGGCUCCACAUGUCUGUUCCCUCAUGUCAUGCGGGAGCUUCUGUUUGACACCAGGACUAUGUCGUUCUCCGUCUGCAUUACUCAGGCUUUCUUUAUACAUGUAUAUGCAGUAUCUACUGUCUUUAUAUUGACUGCAAUGGCAUAUGAUAGAUAUGUUGCCAUAUGCCAGCCGAUGAGAUACACUACAAUUAUGACCAAUAUCCACCUCGCCAAGAUCAUCUCUUUGGUUUGGCUCUCUAAUUUGACACUAAUGGCUGUGCUUUUUAUUCUUCUCCUCCGUCUGCCUCGCUGUAGGUCUUUCCUCAACCAUCCAUACUGCGACAAUCCCUCUCUGCUUCAGCUGGUUUGUGCAGAUACGACUAUUAAUAAUAUUUAUGGACUGUUAAUGACAGCUGUGUGUCAAGCGUUUACAGUGGGUUUAAUUAUAUACUCAUAUCUACAUAUACUUAUAGCAUGUUUUCGUAACAAACGUUCCGACACGAGGAGCAAAGCUCUGCAGACGUGCGGCACACAUCUGGUUGUUUUUGUCUUGUUUGAAUGUUUGGGUCUUUUCACAAUAAUCUCAUAUAGGAUCAAAGAUAUUUCUAUUCACCUGAGGAAAUUCAUUGCAGUUGCUGCUAUGAUAUUGCCCCCGACGGUAAACCCUGUUAUAUAUGGACUGAGGACUAAAGAAAUAAGAGUUAAAGGGAUCAAAUUUUUCCACAGAAAAGUUUUUGUGUCAUGAAGAAAAAAGAUUUCUAUGUGAGUGUGUGUGUGUGUGUGUA